AUGGCCACCACGCCAUCCGACGAGCUCUCCUUCGCCGCCGCCGCCGAAAAGGGCAGCAGCGCGGCGACCACCACGGCCCGCGCCUCGCCGCCGCCGCCGUCGCCGCGCACCGUGCUGCUCCGCCGCGUCUCGGCCAUGAUGCGCGUCCUCGCCGUGCCUGCGCCGCUGCCGGUGCUCUUCUACGACGCGCUGUGGCUCGCCGACACGUGCAACGCCCUCGCCGCCCUGCUCUGGAACAUAGCCGUCGCCAUGUCCGUCAUCCGCACCCUCCGCGGCCGCCGCGCAAUCCCCUACACGCUCCACGUCGGCCUCGCCGCUCUCAUCGCCCUCAGCGCAACCGCCUGCUUCGCCAUUCUCGUCUUCCGGCUUGUUUAUCACCGCCUCAUGUCGCGCGGGUCUGCCGCCACUCUGGUGUGCUUUAUGGCCACCGCCGUGUAA
Messenger RNA from Hirsutella rhossiliensis, 438 nucleotides. RefSeq lists its product as uncharacterized. The coding region runs from base 1 to 438 and encodes 145 amino acids. Lineage: Eukaryota; Fungi; Ascomycota; Sordariomycetes; Hypocreales; Ophiocordycipitaceae. The record is from RefSeq and is a predicted model, not a curated record. The transcript is spliced from 2 exons.